Molecule: messenger RNA, 3438 nt
Organism: Oryza sativa Japonica Group (Japanese rice)
Lineage: Eukaryota; Viridiplantae; Streptophyta; Magnoliopsida; Poales; Poaceae
Product: intracellular protein transport protein USO1
Source: RefSeq, a predicted model, not a curated record
UUUCGAUCACAUCGGCAGAAACGGCUACUUCUUCUCUCCCCCCUCCAAUUCCGUUCGAAUCCACACGCCGUCCUCCUCCUCCUCCUCCUCCUCGCCACCACCUCGCCCCUCUCCACGCGGCUCGCCAUGGUGGCCUCGCCUCCUCCUCCUCAUCCUACUCCGCCGGAGCAGGUCGGCGACGGCGUGGAGGCCCGAAGCUGCGCCUCGCCGACGCCCUCCCUCCGCAGGAAGGGCUCCCCCAACCGCAGCGGCGGAAGCGCCCGCAAGAGUUCAAGCUCAAGAGAAUUUGGAAGUUCAAUUUUGAAUUCUGUAAAUAAAUCAGCAUCCCAAUUCAAGAAGUCAAUUAAUCGUAAAAGUGGUUCCCCUAUAGAUUGGUUCCCUCGGAAGAAGACUGAACCAUACUUGAAGAGAAAGAUAAAGCGUCUUCAGGAGAGCAAUGGCAUGACUGCAUCUCUUGAUGAGACUUUGGGAAGUGCCAAUCCUCACUACACGCGAAUGGCAAGGGAGAAAAUUGCAGCUAGAGAAGCAGCCAGAAAGGCAAUGGAAGCUCGCAAAGCUGCCAUGGUUGAAGCAUCGUGGUGCAGAAUUCUUCAUGCAGCAAGGAUCCAAAAGAAGGACGCUGAAGAAGUUAUGGAAAAGGCCAAGUUUCGGGCAACUGAAGCAUUUGAAGAAGCUAGAGUAAUAGGCGUAAUGAUGUACGACAGACCAGAUUGUUCAAGUCAGCAGUAUGAGGUGGAAUCAUCGUCACAGACUGGGGGACGAUCAACUCAUAAGGUCACUGCUUCCUUUCAGACUGGUUUUGAGGUUGAUAUGGAGGUUGCCGCUGCAGUUAAGAAGGCAUUUAUUCAACUUGCGAAUUCUUCUAUUUCAUCAAACAAAGAAGAGUUUAAGGAGCUUUUAUGGAAAAUUAGCCAAAAUCCUGAUGUAACUGAGAUUGAUGCAAAUUCUGAAGAUGAGCAGCAUCAGGGGGACUGUAACAGUGAAGACAAAAGGAAUUUGAAAUUCAAUAAAGAAACCUUGGGAACAGGCAUCUUUCCAUCUGACUUUGACAAUACUAACGUUCAGCAAUCCAAUGAUCUUGUGAACAUUAUGCUGGAAAGGCUAAAAGCUCUUCAUGAAGAUGAACUUGCUUCUCUGGCAGUUAUUGUUGCCACUUCUGGCUUAAAUGCUGUACUUCAAAGUGACAGGGGCAAAUAUCAGGAAACUGAGUCUGUGAACAGCUUUACAUCACAAAGGGCACACUCAAGAAGAUAUUCCACUGCAGCUAGCUUUGUUGAUGUCCUACAACCAAAGAAAGAAGUCACAUCUGAGUUACCAAGUCUGGACAAGUUCUUGGUCAAGCAUCUUUCAAAGCUUGAAAAAGAAGUUCACGAAGCAAGAGAAGCAGGUAGAAAAGCCUCUUCAGUAAAUUCUUGUGCACAAGGUGCUCAAAGACAGAUUACAGGCAGGAAUCCAAAGGCAACAGAUUCUGCUUCAGAUCUGAGCAGCAUUCUUGUGAAGCACGUGUCGAAGCUUGAGAAGGAGAUUCUAGAAGCGAAGAAGAAUAAUAACACACGCAUUCAACUCUUGGAAGAAAGCUGCAAGAAAGUAGAAGCGCAUGUGGAGAAAGAUGCCAGCAAAGAAUCUGAAUUUUACAAUGCUCAGUCAGAAUCCUUCUGUAACAGUGGUUCCGUGGGGAGUUGUAAUUCCAGGGAAUCAUAUGAAAAAAGCAAGCACGGCCGAGAUUGUUCACAAGACAAAGAGAAUAAAAUUUUAUUUUCACAUCAAUUACCACCGUCUGGUGCAAAAGGUAAACAGGGAGGAAAAAGAUUAACUAGGAUUGAAGCUGCAAAGCUGGAAGCACUUAAUUCUUUCUGUACUAAAGAUGGCAAUGCAUUUGAUGUUGGCCUUGAUAAGAUCUUAAUCAGGCCAAUCCAUAGAUUGGAGAGGGAAAAGAAGAAAGCACUCGAACAUGGACAAACCAAUGUGCAGAAAGAUCCACAGAAGAAUGUUGACCGCACAAUUGUGACAGGGAGUUUAGAUGAGAUCUUAGUGAAGCAUGUGUCAAGGCUAGAAAGGGAGAAAAUCGAUUAUGAAAGGAGGAAUGCACUGGGGGAAGGACUGACCAAUGUGCCACAUGAUCAGCGAAAGCAUGGUAACAAUGCUACAGCAUCUGAGAGUUUGGAUCAAGUCUUAGUGAAGCAUGUGUCAAGGCUAGAAAGGGAGAAAAUUGAUUAUGAAAAGAGGAAUGCACUGGAGGAAGUACUGACCAAUGUGGCACAUGAUCAGCGAAAGCAUGAUAACAAUGCUACAGCAUCGGAGAGUUUGGAUCAAGUCCUAGUUAAGCAUGUCAGUCGUUUGGAAAGGGAGAAAGUUGAAUAUGCAAAGAGGAAUACAUUGGGAGAAAGAACCAGUGAACAGAACCAUCAGGAAAGGCACAGUAACACUAACAUAGCAUCUGAUAGUUUAGAUCAGAUCUUAGUUAAGCAUGUCUCCAGACUUGAAAAGGAGAAGAUGGAGCAUGGAAAGAGCGGUGAUAUGAUCUUUCUAAAGAAGAAUGACUCAAAAUGCACAAAUGAAGAAGCAGAUCUGUCUGACAUCCUUGUCAAGCGUUCCAUGAAGCUUGAGCAAGCCAAGCUGGCUUCUUCUGCUGCUGAAGAAACACUGACAGGCAGCUUUAAUCCAGUCCAAGAGCGCAGAAGGGCACGUGAGAAGGAACUUAUGGAUGCAUGGGGAGGAGUGGGUCUAGGGAACUCCAUGAAGCCUCAUCUCUCGAAAAUUGAGAAGGACAAGGUUGCGUGGAGAAAAGCUGAGGAGGAACAGAAGCAGAUGUGUGCUGCAAAUGAGCUAUAACCAUAGCUCACAAUAUUUCUACUGGAUUUUACUGUAUGUACUGUUUGUUGUUUCACAUAUACACUUCCAGCUCGGAGGAGAGAGCAUGCCGUCGUCAUAUUCUCUAUGCCUGUAUAUUCUACUACUGGUAAAGUGAACGUUAAUUCUGGGAUCUUCAUAUCAGAAAACAAGAAGAUCAGCAACUUUCUGCCAAACAUUUGUAUCUUUGAUAUUUCUCUCCUUAGCUUCUAUACACCCACUAUGUCGUGCACUAGCUUGGCAUAUCUUGCGUGCUUAUCCGCGGAAGCAUAUGCGAGGGAUCAACAUCCAGGGAUUACAGGCUUUCUCUCCCAACGCCGCAAAGUUUGACGUUGUCAUCAUCUGAUCAUCAGGUUAAUAGAUGGGUACCCUGUCCCUGUUAGAUAUGAUCUAGCCUAUUCUAUCUCUUUAUCUCUGCUUGCUGUCUUGUAGUCCACAAUUACUGCUAUUUUUCAUGCUCUGUUUUUCUUGCUGCAAUGCAUGGACAAGGGACAAUUUCACAUGAAAUUGACUAUGUUUGAGAUAAGGAUGCUAAGGUGAUAUAUAAAAGCUACAGUCACUAUUGUGGGUGAUAUAGAUAUUUGUUUA